GUUAGUGUCAUACUGUGGAGAAACCGUACAAGCCGUUACCACGAAGUGUUUUGUGAGCAAAAUGUGGAAAAUAAUUAUAUUAUCAGCAUUUCUGAGUAUUGUGGAUGGAGUCAGCGUUAGUGAUAUUUAUGGCAAUCACACUUUAAUCAUGGCGUAUCCUAAUAAUAUCAUUCCGACAACUAUCUGCGUGACCUUGUCUCUAUCAAGGGACCGAAGGGAUCUCCAAGCUGCUUGUUCUGAUGGCAAUAAUGCUACCAACGUGGUUUUUAGGAUUCUCGAACGUCAUAGCAGACUGCAUUUUGCUGGCAAUCCAGGAGUAAUGUCGGUACCUUUAUCUGUUGUGGAGAACAGCAACGAUUUGGAGGCAUACAUGAAUGUUACUUGCAAACGUGAAGAUAAAGAAUUUGAUGAUCGUGGCGUUAUUUGGGUUGUGAAUGAAAAUUAUGAACUAACUUACAUUAUAACUAAGAGGUUUGGAACCAUUCUAUUUUUGAUGGCAAGAGAAGUGCCAACUGCUGCACAGUUAGAACUAGAUAUAGCUCAGAUUGAGACACUAAAAGGAAAAAAUGGGACUUUGUUAUGUAACAAAGAAAUUUACGAACAAUUUCGUUCUGGACACUAAUUGUUUUUGUGCUGAUUACUAAAUAUAAGACUUG
Messenger RNA from Spodoptera exigua (beet armyworm), 656 nucleotides. The record is from the annotation of a GenBank genome assembly. NCBI's taxonomy places the organism in Eukaryota, Metazoa, Arthropoda, Insecta, Lepidoptera, Noctuidae.